AGAAACACAAUAGAUCAAGGAAAGAUAAAAACACAUGUACAAAGAAACAACAAAGUAUGUUCCCUGUUGCACACUGUACACCAUUACUAAUAAAUUACUUUCCCAUUUUACUGUGUCAAUUCACAAACAUUGUUCUCCUUUAGUGUGUCCUCCUCUGUGUCUCCACAUCCCUCCCUCUCUUUUUCUUUGCUGUCAUUCUCCCUCUGUCUGUCUGCCCCUCUGUCUCUGUGGGGUCUGCCAAUAUCUUAGGGAGCAAUGCCCCAACUGGACAGCAGGUGUGCUCUUUAGCACUGCAGCAUACAACCUACUGCAGUGCUACUAUGUCUGUGUGUGUGUGUGCUUGUGUAUAUGCGUCAGGCGUUCCUUCCAGCCUGGCCACUGCUGCUGCUGCCACUCUGCUGAAAGACAGGGGGGAGAGAGAGAACGCUGGCGGAGUGGAGGGAGAAAGAGAGGACGGGGGAUAGUCAGACAGGGAGAGAGAGAGGAAGUCCAGGCCCAAAUAAAGCCAUGGGGGCCGGGGCCAGGCUAGGCCCCCUUUUGCUAUAAAUACCCUGGCCGCCUGGAGGUUCGGGUUUGGUGGUUGGGGCUUGGGACCAGCAACCGCCACUGCUGCUGCAGCCUUCCUCAGGCGGUACUCAUCAUCCUCAUCCUGGUCAUCAGUGUUCUGGGCAUCCAAGAUGCCUCGCGUGGACAUAGACCUCAAGCUGGACUUUAAGGAUGUCCUCUUCAGACCCAAGAGGAGCAGCCUCAAGAGUCGCUCAGAGGUGGACCUUAAGAGGACGUUCACAUUCCGCAACUCCAAACAGACCUACACUGGCAUCCCCAUCAUCGCUGCCAACAUGGACACCACAGGAACGUUUGAGAUGGCACGGGUCCUCAGCAAACACACCCUCUUCACAGCCAUUCAUAAACACUACUCGGUAGAAGACUGGAAAAACUUUGCUGCUACUCAUCCUGACUGCUUAGAGCAUGUAGCUGCCAGCUCAGGCAGCGGCACUGCAGAUCUGGAGAAGCUGUGUGCCAUCUUGGAGGCCGUCCCUGCUCUCAAGUACAUCUGUCUGGAUGUGGCCAACGGCUACUCUGAGUACUUUGUGGAGUUUGUCAAGACGGUCAGAGGAAAGUUCCCCAAACACACCAUCAUGGCUGGUAACGUAGUAACAGGGGAGAUGGUGGAGGAGCUCAUCCUCUCCGGUGCUGACAUCAUCAAAGUCGGCAUCGGGCCAGGGUCUGUGUGCACGACAAGGAUCAAGACAGGAGUGGGCUACCCGCAACUCAGUGCUGUGAUAGAGUGUGCAGACUCAGCCCAUGGACUCAAAGGACACAUUAUCUCUGACGGUGGCUGCAGUUGCCCAGGAGAUGUAGCUAAGGCCUUUGGCGCAGGUGCUGACUUUGUAAUGAUGGGAGGGAUGCUUGCAGGCCAUGACCAGUGCUCUGGGGAGCUCAUUGAGAAGAACGGCAAGAAAUACAAACUCUUCUAUGGUAUGAGCUCCGACACAGCCAUGAAGAAAUAUGUCGGUGGAGUUGCUGAGUAUAGGGCAUCUGAGGGGAGGACAGUGGAGGUUCCCUAUAGAGGAGAUGUGGAGAACACCAUCCUUGAUGUGUUGGGGGGCCUCCGCUCCACCUGCACCUACGUGGGUGCCGCCAAGCUCAAAGAGCUGAGCAGGAGAACCACCUUCAUCCGUGUCACACAGCAGUCCAGCCAGAUGUUCACUUAGAAGGGCGCACACAUGUCCGCACACACAGGUUGCAUGAUAUGCAUUGUACAUUUACUGUGCAGCUUAAACAUGCAAUAGCAGGACAGUGGUAUGACACAUCCAGCAGAAUCCCGCACAGACACUUCUACAUCAUCACCCAACCUGUUCCUCUCAGGAUAUCUGUCAGAAAGCUGUUAGUCUCCUGCAGGUUGUGAUUAAAAUAAACGCAAGAGUUUUACUUGGUAACACUAUCCCAGAAGAAUCACAGCACUCUAAUCAACUUAAUCCUACAGUGAGGGCAUUUACAUGCUUACAGACACAAUAAUAUGCCAUCAUUGAAUGUACUGGAUUUCAUUUUUGAAUGGGCGCAUGCAGAUGUCCCAGUUAAUAAAGCUUGGAUAAAUUCUCAGAUCUAAUCUUUCAAAAUACUCUUUUAGCUUGGGUAUAUAGAGAAGUCGGGAUGUUUCUAGAUUAACAGCAUAUCGAGAAUAAACAAGACUGUGAGCUAUGUGAAAUACACGGGUAUAUGUAAACACACUCAGCAGGAGGAGGCUGUUACACGUGCUAAGAUAAUUUGGGGAAACUGUGUAGCUUUAUGUUGGAAAUGCAAGAAUCAAUAUGCAAGAUGUGGAGUCACCCUUUAACUGUCACUGGAGAAAUCAUGUUGCAAUAAACUGCAUGCAGGGCCUUCUGCUACUUUCCUCAGUGGUGUUGAUCAUUAUGUGAAUUUUCUCCAGACUGUGCAAAUCAUAUUGCUGAUGACAGACAACAUAAUAGUUAAUAAUCUCUCCUUAGUGUCUGUGCGCAUGUAUUGUAUGAUGUUUAAGUCUUCCUUCAUGGAUUCCACUGUGCCUGACAUUUUAAAUCAGAACUUCAGGGUAAAGUCAUGUAGAGUGAUGACACAAACACUUUUAAAUGACAAUUACAGACAGACAUUGUAUUAAUAAACCCAAAAUGAUCA
This is a messenger RNA of Micropterus salmoides (largemouth bass), 2655 nucleotides long. It is a transcript of the gene gmpr, whose product is annotated as guanosine monophosphate reductase. Bases 678 to 1715 code for a protein of 345 amino acids. Gene Ontology annotation, molecular function: GMP reductase activity. Gene Ontology annotation, biological process: nucleotide metabolic process. Gene Ontology annotation, cellular component: GMP reductase complex. The record is from RefSeq and is a predicted model, not a curated record. The transcript has 9 exons. NCBI's taxonomy places the organism in Eukaryota, Metazoa, Chordata, Actinopteri, Centrarchiformes, Centrarchidae.